Messenger RNA from Humulus lupulus (European hop), 1565 nucleotides. Its product is annotated as heat stress transcription factor A-8. The record is from RefSeq and is a predicted model, not a curated record. Bases 181 to 1404 code for a protein of 407 amino acids. Gene Ontology annotation, molecular function: RNA polymerase II cis-regulatory region sequence-specific DNA binding; DNA-binding transcription factor activity. Gene Ontology annotation, biological process: regulation of transcription by RNA polymerase II. Lineage: Eukaryota; Viridiplantae; Streptophyta; Magnoliopsida; Rosales; Cannabaceae. The transcript is spliced from 2 exons. Gene Ontology annotation, cellular component: nucleus.
AAAGAAGCUGGAAAUAUCCCAAACACAACCAAGUUGCUUUUUUCUUUAUCAGUUCCUGUCCUGUACUACUAAUUUCUCUUUCCUUUGGGGUUUGUCGAGGUCCGAAUUGAACUGGGUCGUCAAAGUUUUUGGGGUUUCUAGCUCUAAAAGAUUUUACAAGAAUCGAAAACCCGUACAGUUAUGGGUAAGUCUUCGGAGAUUGGGGAUGGUGGGUCUGGGUCGGCGGCUUCAAUAGCUCCUUUUCUGAAGAAAUGCUAUGAGAUGGUGAACGACGAGUCAACAGACUCCAUAAUCUCAUGGAACGAUACCAACGACAGCUUUGUCAUUUGGGAUAUGAUCCAAUUCUCUGUGGGAUUGCUCCCCAAAUAUUUCAAGCACAGCAACUUCUCUAGCUUCAUGAGGCAACUUAAUAUCUAUGGAUUUAGAAAAAUUCAUCCAGAUCGCUGGAUGUUUGCAAAUGAAGGAUUUAUUCGAGACCAGAAGCAUUUGUUGAAGAAUAUUUGUAGAAGAAAACAUUCUCAUGAUCCAGACCAAAGAAAAGCACAUGCACAUCAACAGAAAGAGCACCACCCAGAAGAAUCCGAUGAGAAGGUGAAAGAUGUUCUAUGGAGAGAGGUAGAGAACCUAAAGAUCGAUAAAAGCGCACUUGCACAGGAAUUGGUCAAACUUAGGCAGUACCAGGAAACUGCUGACAAUAAGAUGCUGGUCUUGGGAGAUCGCCUCCAGGGAAUGGAAAAGAAUCAGCAGCAGAUGUUGUCAUUUCUAGUGAUGGCCGUGCAAAGUCCCGGGUUGUUUGUUCAGCUGCUUCAACCGAAAGAAAACAAUUGGCGCAUGAGUGAAGCAGGAAAUAUGCUAGAGGAAGUUACAGAGGAUGAUAAUCCUGCAGCCUCUGAUGGUAUGAUAGUAAGAUACUUACCAUCUCCCAAUGAAACUUUAAGCCCUGUGUUUACAUCAACAUCGGCAGCAGAGAAACCAUCUGAAACCAGUUCAUAUCCAGAUGGGACGCAGGACUUCUUCUUGAACUCUGAUUUUAUGAAAAUUCUUAUGGAUGAGAAAUUAAGUCCAUUAGAAACUCAUUCCCAGUUUAUUCUACCUGAAUUAGCUGAUGACAAUUCAUGGGAGCAGCUUCUUUUGGCCAGUCCCUUCCGUGACAAUAAUAAAGAUCCAAAAGAUGACGAAGAGACCAAUAACACUGGAAUGGAGGACUUAACGCUGUCCGAAAUCCCACCGGAUGAUUGUCGAAAUUUUGAUUAUUUAGAACAAAUGGAACCAUCUCACAACUUUGGGAUGGAACCAACAGUUUAUGAAGGUCAGUUUGAAUUGCCUCACAUGGAAAGUUUGGAAACUUUAAAUGAGCAAAUGGGACUGUUGUCUUCUGAGCCAGAAAAUAAUGGUGCGACAUGAAUAGAAAUAUGGUCACAAGACAUUUUAUAGCUAUGUUUCAAGAUUUAUGCACCUUCUUUUUGCAGCUAGUUAUGUAAUCUACACAAAUGUAAGUUGGUGAUCCCAAUUCUUAUAUACAAACCAUACAUACAUAUUUAUAUAUAAAAACACUUUUAAGGAAA